GUCCUGCUGCGCGAGGAGGUGGCCCAGCUCCAGGAGGAGGUGCACCUGCUGCGGCAGAUGAAGGACAUGUUGAGUAAGGACCUGGAGGAGACCCAGGGGAGCUGCUCCGCCGACGUGCUCUCCGCCACCGAGCUCCGUGUGCAGCUGGCCCAGAAGGAGCAGGAGCUGGACCGGGCCAAGGAGGCUCUGCAAGCCAUGAAGUCGGACCGUAAGCGUCUGAAGGCGGAGAAAGCAGACCUGGUGAACCAGAUGCAGCAGCUUUACGCCACACUGGAAAGCCGGGAGGAGCAGCUCCGCGACUUCAUCCGCAACUAUGAGCAGCACAGAAAAGAGAGCGAGGAUGCGGUGAAAGCCCUGGCCAAAGAGAAGGACCUGCUGGAGAGAGAGAAGUGGGACCUGCGGCGGCAGACCAAGGAAGCCACGGAGCACACGGGGCUGCUGCGAUCCCAACUCGACCUCAAGGAGAACCGCAUCAAGGAGCUGGAGGCUGAGCUGGCCAUGAUGAGUAACUGUGUCAAUCAGAGAACGGAGUUCCGGGUGUUUGAGCGUGUGUCGGACAGGGACUACUCUCCUAGGGUCAACGCGGCCAAACAGUCUCUAGCCACUCUGACCAAGGACGUGCCAAAGCGUCACUCUCUGGCCAUGCCCACGGAAACGGUUGUCAACGGCAACAACCAGGAGUGGGUGAUGCACGCUGAUCUUCCCCUGACGGCUGCCAUCAGACAGAGUCAGCAGACCCUCUACGUCCACACGGGGCAUGCCACUGACAGACAAGUGGCGGCCGUGCGGGUCAGCCCGUGCCACUCGCGCCAUUCCUCCAUCAUCUCCGACGCCUCGGCGCUGGAGGGGGACCGGUCGUCCACGCCCAGCGACAUCAACUCCCCACGCCACCGGACUCACUCCCUCUGCAAUUCCCUAGAAGAUCUGGAGGAGGCGAAGCGAAAGAAGAAGAAAGAGAAGAUAGGCCUGGGCUCUCUCUCGCGUGUCUUCGCCCGGGGGAAGCAGCGCAAGUCCCUCGACCCUGGUUUGUUUGAUGGUACUUCCACGCCUGAUUAUUACAUAGAGGAAGAUGCAGACUGGUAAAGCACACAUGUCCGAGCGAGGCACCUGGAGAGCCUUUGUGGCCAUUAUCAGAGGACUGCAUUGUGUUGUGUGAGAGAGGAUGGGUGUGUGUUUGAUGUCAGUGUGUACAGACAUGAUAAUGUGUGCACUUUCACACGCAUGCAUACAUACUGUAUGUGUGUGCAUGCGUGUGGUGUCCAUGGUCAGAGGACAUGUCAGAAGCUGGAGGCAGGUCUUGCUUCGCUGAAGUGUAAACCUUUACGAGCAAAUUGCACCUGUAUGUAUGUCCAGUCCUGUAAAUAGUGUGACACAGCGACCAUGUGGAUAUGUUCUAUUGUAUCUGCCCUCCAAAAAACAGCUGUGUUAUUGGAUCUUUUAAUUGUUCUCUACAUUUUGACUUUUUGUUUUCACUCAACUGGAAACUUGAAGGACUGCUGUACUUGUAAAUAACAACAAUUGACGUGCGUGUAAAUGUCUCCUUGUCCUGAAUGCCUUUUUUGUUAUUUUUUUUACAUGUACCCCCCCUCUCACUACAUUCUAACUUGAACUCCUCCCUGUUUAUUGUCCUGCCUGGUCCAUCCCCCUUCCUUCCACACUGCCAUGAUGAGAACAGUUUCCUGUCGGCAACAUGCAGACUCCUCAAAUCGGCCUCUAAUUCGGUUGUACAACACAUCCCUUUACCGCCAUGAAAAGUGUGCAAUCCUUGAUGUUCGCUCAAAUUAAACUUCAAAGGCGCUGCUAAGCAAGGAAUAAGCAAGGAAUAAACGUUCUAUGCAGAACAGUUUGUUCCGUGGCAACAUGAAGCCAAACAGGAAAUAGAAAUGUGUUUUCUGCCUGCUGAGAUAGAAAGUACAUGUGUGACAUGCAUGCACAUAGUCCCAGUCCCCGAAUGCAUGUUGAGCAAACCCUACUAAACAGACAUGUCUUUCUUGAGUAUGUUGUGGAGGAGUAAAAAAGAAAAAAGAGACAGGUCAGUUACUGAUUUAGUCAUGUUUUUUUCAUCAUUUUCUCUCAAAUUAGAUACGGGGAAACAUUCUGAUUAAUGUUCAAGAGCUAAACAUAGGAUAUUUCUUUCCGCACCACAAGGCUGCUUAUGCUAAAAUGUAUUUGAAAUAUUAAAGGUCAGCAAAGUCAACAGUCACAAAGAAAACACAGUGCUAAACUUUAAAAGAUUAAAUAAUUAUGUCACUUAUUCAUGAGAUGUUGUGCCAUUGCUUUCUACAGUAACUUGUAGCUAUGGUUUUAUUAAUAUAAGAAUGAAAUGCUUUUGGGAGUAGAGUUUAAAAAAAAGAACCCAUAGUAUAAGUAAGCAUUAACAUCACUUAUUCUAUCACAGCAGAUAAUAAAAGGAUGGUCAAGGCUUUUCAAACCUCAGGAAUUAGCUAUUUCCACCAGAAAAUCUGAAUUUCAAUUGAGUGGCGUGAGCAGACAUUAAAUGAACUGUUAUAACAAUAACAAGUGCCGACCCAGGAGGUUAAAAAUCAGAUUUAAGCGGGCUAAUCAAACUGAAGCAAAUGCAUACAUGACCCCCUAAAUUCUGAUUCCGAGUUCAGGCCGUUGCUGCAAAAAGCAAUUAACUCUGUGCCAAAGGUUAAUAGUGUUUCUUCAGGCAAAAGAAUGACUACAGACGCUGGAUUAUUUUCCAUCCUUUCAUUGGAUUGAGCCGGAGUCUGCACUGCCACCCCCAGGAAAUCAUUUCUCUCCCUGAUAUUAAACUAACACUGGGUAUUUGUCAGUCUCAUCUGAAACACUAGAGAGUCACAGAUUACAUCGGGGCUGUAUUUAAACACAGUGCUUGUCAAAAAAGCGCCUAUGUAAGCAGUGAGGAGAUUAUCAUUUAACUCUUAGCUCAACCCACAUUUGACCCGGCAGAUAUUGGAUUUAGACGUAAAUCACUAAGGUAAUUUAUAGAUUAAUUAAUCAUGUAUUAAAUGUAUGUAUAGGAAUAACAGCUUUCAGACAUUAAGCAUUGAAUGAAAUGUAUGAAAAUCUAGGCUAUUUUUAUUUUUUCAUUUAACUGACCCCUGCUGACGGGGGAAAAACAUAUCAAAUGAAAACAUUGUAUUAUUUUUAUGUUAUGAGCCACGGUAUCUGUUUAUUUUUAUUUUACAGAAAUAUUUUACUUUUUGUAAAUGAGAUAACAUUACAGAAAUAAAAUUAAUAUUAUUAUUAAAGAGUUUUUAUUUAAAGUCAAAGAUGUAGGCCUCGGUGGAGGACUUCUAUUGUGAGGUCCUGAGAUGUUUAGAAGUGGAUAGUAGCAAACUUUUAAGGCAUGGCAACAAAAUUACCCUCUAAAGAACUAAAUGAGAAAAUAAGAUUAUUUUAAAAUAAAAGAAGUAACGUUGAACUUU
Notothenia coriiceps (black rockcod) is the source of this 3413-nucleotide messenger RNA. Its product is annotated as kazrin-like. The record is from RefSeq and is a predicted model, not a curated record. Gene Ontology annotation, molecular function: protein binding. The coding region runs from base 58 to 1083 and encodes 341 amino acids. The transcript is spliced from 7 exons. Lineage: Eukaryota; Metazoa; Chordata; Actinopteri; Perciformes; Nototheniidae.